Molecule: messenger RNA, 3218 nt
Organism: Anguilla rostrata (American eel)
Lineage: Eukaryota; Metazoa; Chordata; Actinopteri; Anguilliformes; Anguillidae
Product: interleukin-12 receptor subunit beta-2-like
Exons: 18
Coding region: 456-2747 (763 amino acids)
Molecular function (GO): protein binding
Source: RefSeq, a predicted model, not a curated record
GAAACAUUUCAGUUAAGUCGAGUUCAUAGGCGGGAAGGGACUGAUUUUCUCACAUGCAGCUUUCACGCAAUCAGCUUUCAAAGCGAUGACAGUAUGACGAAGCAAUUGUCCCAAUACACUUCGCAGAAAAAACCUGGCCUAAACACCCACAGGAACCAACCUAAAGCAACAGUGGCAAGGAAAAACUCCCUCUGGCAGAUGGGAAGAAACCUCGGAAGGAACCAGUUGAUGAUGAACCAGAAGUUCCAUUGCAAAAAAAACAAACAAAAAAACAAAACCAUGUAUGAAUGACGUCACGUCUUAGUAAGGUGUGAACAUAGGUAGCCGAAUGAGAGGAAGCCCUUAACUGGUUUCUCAGUGGAGCAAAUGCGUUAGCCACCCCAGUAACAGGAGGACACGUCCCAAUCUGUGUGGAACUGGUCUCUCAGUCGUGAAUACAUCCGGUGGGCGGAGCCAUGUUGCGGUGUUGGGCCAUCCUCCUCUUCUCCGCCUGUUUGUGUCAUCCAGCUCUGGGACAGAGUGUCAGCUGCCUUUGGGAAGAGUUUUUCCACAUUGGGCGUAAUUUGUCAGGGGCGUGCCAGAUACAUCAGCCACUGGGGUGUCAGGGCCAAUCCCUUCGUCUCGCCGCCGAUGGACAGGUGCUUCUGCCCUAUCGCCACACUCAUGACACCGGCUACUUCACGGUCCCUGCAGCGUCGGGGACCCGCCUUCACCUGCGGUGUACGCUCACCUGCCUUGGACUGGAACCAAACGGAGCAUGUGACAUCACACUUCGUGGAAGCUACCCUCCGUCUCCCCCCUCCCAACCUCGGUGCUACAUCCCCAGUGGUGGGCAUGACCUGCACUGUGACUGGGACCCUGGAGGGGACGCCCUGCUCCCUGUGAACUACACCCUCGCCUGGCGGCCCGUUUUAAAUAGUUCAAGGUUUCCUGACGGCAUUGCGGUCACCACGACGAACGGCAUCAUCCCACGCAGAGAGAUCCAGAGACAAAGCAAAAUGUCCGUGUGGGUCAACGCCAGCAACGCCCUGGGCUCUGAGAAGUCCCGCAUAAACACCUUCAACACCGGUGAUGUCGUGAAACCCCCCGCCCCGGUGAUCAAGCCUGGCCCCGUUCUCCCCUAUGAGCUGGAAAUCCAAUGGAAAGUGGAGUGUCCCUCUCCCUUGCUGGAGGACAUAAGCUGCCAGGCCCAGUACCGCAGACAGGACCAGGACAUCUGGACCGAGGGAGAGCAUGUGGCCCAGGACUCGUUCCUGUUGGAAGGGGUAGAGGCCGUCUCUGCCUACAUGUUCCGGGUGCGCUGUGCCUGCCCUGGAGGUCAUCAGCUCAAAAGCGACUGGAGUGACACUUACACUGCAUGGACCACUGAGGCCGCUCCUGUAGGAGUUCUGGAUGUGUGGAGUGACUCCCGGGAGAUGGACCAGGCUGUAGUUUGGAAGGAGCUACCUGUUUCCAAGGCACGGGGCAUAGUGCUGGGGUAUGUGGUGACAGUAGGCCGAGUGGGGGGCAAUAGGACGGAGCUGAAUGUAUCUGCAGCGGGGCUGGGGGCGAGGCAGGGGGGCGGCGCUGACAUCGGGCCCUGCUGUCGCCUCCCGCUCCCUCUACUGGGGGUCACGGGGGUCAGCGUGUCAGCUUACAACUCUCAGGGCAGCACAAGCCCUGCCCCCUUGCCCCUCCCCACGACAGGUACCCUUGUGCCCGGGGUUCUCUCUGUCUCCAUGACGAUGGGAAGGCGCGGCUUCAAUAUUUCCUGGGACCCACCUUCCUCCAUUGCUGAAACCGUACAGGAAUAUGUGGUGCAGCAGGAAGAGGCGGGACUCCAGUUCGCAAAGGGUUUUGAUUGGACAAGGACAAACAAGACUCAGAGAAGCAUCAUUCUGACAGGCGACUUUGAGGACUACGCCCCCUACAAUUUGUCACUGUUCGGCGUCUUCGGUGGUCACAGCACUCUGCUUGGGUCUGCCAUCGCGUACGCGCAACAGGGGGUGCCCCCUGUAGUGCCGGGGUUCCAGGUCUCCAGGAUAUCCUCCUCUGAUGUCACUCUCACAUGGCAGCACAUCCCCCUGACCCAGAGGAGGGGCGUGAUCCAGUGCUACCACCUGGGACAGGGCAACCGCACAGAGUACACUGUAAGCAAAGACAGCACCAGUGUGCAGGUGUUGGGUUUGCAGCCUGGCCAGGUGUACCAGUUCUGGAUCGUUGCCGAGAGUGAGGCAGGAGAGGGGCUGAAGCACACGGUCAAAUUCCACACCCCGACCCACACAGGUUACAACAUCUUCAUGUUGGCCCUGGUUCCCUUGUGCACUCUCGGACUGUUUGUUAUUUGUUUGUUGUGCAGACACAGGAUGGCAGUCUACCCUAUCGUUCCAGCCUGGUGCUAUGAGAAAGUGCCUGACCUGGCCAACAGCAAGCUGCUCCUGCAAAUGCAGACCCCAGUUUGGACCGGGCCCUGUCCCGCCGUGGAGCCCGAUCCAAACAUUUGUCUGCUGGAGAUAAUUGAGGCCCCGCCCCAGAAGGGAAGCCUCGCGGGGGGAGAGGAGGAGGAGGAGCAGGAGCAGGAGCAGACAGAUGAGCAGGAGGAGUGGGAGGACAGUGGGAGCGGCAGGAAGGGGUCGGCGGGGAGGAGCACGGAGGAGAGCGAAGGCUACGCGGCCGUCGCUGGGGAGGAGAUUCAGGUCUUUUCGGACUACGAGAAGCACUUCAUGCCCUGUCCCAUGGAGGUGUACGGUCCAGCCACCAACCUUUGAUUCCAGUAGGGGGGUGAGAGAGGGGAGUGUAAAGGCAUGGGGGGGGGGGGGGGGCGGUCGAUAUGAGAUAAGUGACACUCAGGAAUGUAAGCACACAUUGUCAGUGGUGCCAUUUUCUUAAAGGUGAUCUUUGCUCCGAUUCUUUCAUCAUUUAUACUGCCAGUAUGGGGGUUGUUAUUUAAAAAAAAAAUUAAUAUACUGUAUGAGUAUAUAAGUUAUGUGUGCGUGUGUAUAUAUGAAGGUUUGUGUGUCAUAGAAAAUGCUGCCUUUAAUAAUGUAUUUAUGUUUAAUACAGUUUUUGUUUACAACAGGAACCGUAUAUAUUUUUAAUACAAAGUAUUGCUUUACAUUUGAAUUUGUAACUCAAUAAAGGUCUUGUAAUAUAAAAUAAUAAAAUUGUAUGUUUGUUGUAUUUUCUAUGAAAUUUGAAAUGCAUAAAUAAAAUCGGUAUGGUUGUAUUGUGGGUUUAAA